Molecule: messenger RNA, 4335 nt
Organism: Amphibalanus amphitrite
Lineage: Eukaryota; Metazoa; Arthropoda; Thecostraca; Balanomorpha; Balanidae
Product: N-acetylgalactosaminyltransferase 7-like
Exons: 10
Coding region: 86-1828 (580 amino acids)
Cellular component (GO): Golgi apparatus
Source: RefSeq, a predicted model, not a curated record
CAGAUUGUGCAGCAAAGCAUUUUAGAAGACAGACAGGCCUUCUUCCAUUUGGCCCUCAUCAUUAUUCAACAAGUGUAAUUUUAGCAUGAAUGUCCUACAAUUUCACCCAUCUAGAAUAAUUUUAUUGUUAUGUGCAUUGGUUGGUGUUAUUACCAUUCUUUAUUUUCUUUCAUCUUUUCAUGCCCAGAGUUUGCAGGAUGACCCUGGCCUGUUCGACCCGGACGCCUCCACGGCGCCCGUGCUCCGGCCCGGCGUGCUCGGUAACUUUGAGCCGGCGCUGUCCGAGCCGGUCUCGGGACCGGGCGAGGGUGGGGAGGCCUACUCCCUGCCACCGGGCUCCAGCGGCGGACCCAGAUCGGAGUCGGAGUACGGCAUGAACAUGGCAGUGUCGAACGCCAUAUCACCGAACCGGACCGUCCGUGACACCCGGCACCCGGAGUGCCGGUUCUGGCACUACCCGCUGGGCCUGCCGGACGCCUCGGUGGUGAUCGUGUUCCACAACGAGGGCCUCUCGGUGCUGAUGCGUACCGUGCACAGCGUCAUCAACCGCAGCCCCCGCCAGCUGCUCCGGGAGGUGCUGCUCGUAGACGACUUCAGUGAUAAAGCCGACCUGCGGGAGCCCCUGGAGCGGUACAUAGCGGCCCAUUUCGCCGGCCGGGUCCGCCUCCACCGUAACACAGAGCGGGAGGGACUGAUCCGCACCCGUAACCGUGGCGCGCGCCUGGCUGCUGGUGCCGUGGUGGUGUUCCUGGACGCCCACUGCGAGGUCAACACCAACUGGCUGCCGCCGCUGCUGGCGCCCAUACUGGGGGACAGACAUACGAUGACGGUUCCGAUCAUAGACGGUAUCGACCACGGCACGUUCCGUUACCGCUCCGUGUACCCGGGCACCUCUGUGCUGCGUGGCAUCUUCGAGUGGGGUAUGCUGUACAAGGAGGCGCCGGUGCCGGUCAAAGAGGCGGUGCGACACGAACACAUUUCUGAGCCGUACAGGUCUCCGACCCAUGCCGGUGGUCUGUUUGCCAUCGAGCGCUCCUACUUUUUGGAGCUGGGAGGGUACGAUCCCGGCCUGCUGGCCUGGGGAGCCGAGAACUUCGAGCUCUCAUUCAAGAUAUGGCAGUGCGGCGGCUCUAUUCUCUGGGUGCCCUGCUCGCGGGUCGGCCACGUCUAUCGCGGUCACAUGCCCUACUCGUUCGGCGCGCUCACCGAUAAGGUCAAGGGACCGCUCAUCCUCACUAAUUACAAGCGCGUCAUCGAAACAUGGUUCGACGAGCGUCACAAGGCGUUCUUCUACACCCGGGAGCCCCUGGCGCAGUACCUGGACGUGGGUGAUCUGAGCGCACAGCUCGAGUUCCGACACAGUCGCGAGUGCCGCGGCUUCCAGUGGUACAUGGAUAAGGUGGCCUACGACCUGCUGAAACGGUUCCCCGAGCUGCCGCCCAACGCACACUGGGGAGAGCUGGUGAGCGGCUCGACGGGUCACUGCGUGGACACCAUGGGUCGGGCGGUGAACAGCGCCGUCGGCCUGUCCCCGUGUCACGGCCAGGGCCGCUCUCAGCUGCUGAGACUGAACCUGGCAGGCCAGCUGGGAGCCGGUGAGCGGUGCCUGGAGGCCGUGGAGGGGGAGGUCCAUCUGACUGUGUGUCGACUGGGCACCGUGGACGGACCCUGGCAGUAUGUCGAGGAUAAAAAGGCGAUGUGGCACCGCCCACUGAACAAGUGCCUCUCGGCAGAAAACAGACGGCUAGUGCUGGCAGACUGUGGGAUGGACGAACGCAGCCUCAAAUGGACCUGGAGGACGGUCAAACCGCGAUGGGCCAACAGCUAAGCUGGGUACAGCCGGGCUGAUGUAUGGCUGAGCCGAAUUGAGGAAAGUAGGCAACUAAAGUACGUGCGCACAAAUGGGGCAAGGUAUAUCAGACAGAUAACUGAGAAAAGGGCUGAGUUACUUACUGCUGAGCUUGGAAGACACCUCAGCAGAGCUGGGUGGCCGGCCUGAUCUGAGCUUAGUUCAGGUGAAUGUUGAGACGGGUGGCACUGGGUACGAAGUACGGUCAAUCAUGGGGUAUGGGGAAUCGUGACGGUGGGCUGGGAGGGAUGCGUUUGCAGUGGGCAUCACACGAGGUUCAGGGUUAUGAACAGGGCUUGUGGGGUGUGGUGGUAGAUAGGUAGGGUGAAUAUGCCGUCAUGUUUUCAUCCAAGAUUGGUUUGUAAAUGUUCAGGGACCAGGCCAGUGGUCUAGAGGCUGAGUAUUGAGACGUGUGUUUUACCUCCGGUUCUUUUUGUUUAAUUCCAAAAGUCGGUCUUCUUAACCAUUUUAAUUUUAGCAUGCCAGGGUCCGUGGUUUUGCUGGCUGAAUUAGCUCACAAAGUUCUGACAUGGUAAAUUUGCAUAACUCUAGCAAUACAUUUGCUAUCAAACCAAUCAGCAAGCGUACAAUAGUCGAGGAAAACGCUAGACUCAAAAUUUGACGACUUGGCGGUUAUGCUGUUUUGCGUGAUAAAAAUGAGCUUUCGUGGCAUGUACCGCGUAAUUCAACAAUCUGUUUAACAGGUUAUUUAUACGUAGCUGAUGUGAUAAGGGACAAAUUUGAUAGUCGUUGUAAGUUGCAUUGUCUAACAGCUGUUCUCCACAUGCUAUUUUCCUUAAAAGACACCGGGCGAUGUUUGAAAAUGUUGAAUCGCUUCAAAAUUGGUCACGUCAGUUUACAUCAUCUGAUUUGAAGACUUAUAACCUUACCUGACUGAGUUUCGCACCGAUAAUGCUGGAAGAGACACUCUACUAUGCCAAUGUUUCGGGGAGCAAAUUUCUGACCAUAUAGCACAAAGACUUGGGCGAAGCACCGAGUUCUGAUGCUACUGCUGAGACUUAGAGUGUUAAUUUUGCACUGAACUGAGAUUCGAGUCACAAAGCUUUGGUGAUGGAGUGUCCGUCGCUUUUAUUGGUUUCAUCGGGCGUUGUAGGGUCAUGUCCUGUGCGUUCAGAAUACCUACCUGAAUAGUAUUCGAGCCAAGACAUUUGGACCAUUGCUUGCCAUCUGCGAGAUGGGCUGAUACACGGUGCCAGUAUCAUAUGUCAGUGAUAGCGCUAUAUGUAUAGUAGUGCCAGUAGUGCCUGUAGUCACUCGUGUCCAUCGUUGAUAGUGCCUAUAGCUGUCAGUGUUUGGUGUGCGCUACUAUGUGCAGUCACGCUGUUAGUAGUUCGACCACACUAUGCAGUGGUAUAUAUAAUGUCGAGAGGCCUGGCUUCAGUGAGCUCCACAUAGCGCAAUCGCGGCGGCCCGGGCGGGGAAGGAGUUACAGGGUUGUUUUGUACUGUGCAGAUGGGCCACUGGGGUCCAGGCUUUCCGUUGUUGUGAGUUUGUAGUGGUCGUUGAGCACCGCAGUCACAAGCCAUAAGCACUGGGCUGUGUACUAUCGUCUGGUUUGUAAUUGGGCUUGUGUUGCGCAUAUCCUGUGCAGGGCUCUUUGGGAAAAUGUCUGAGAUUGGUAACGUGGUCUAGUCGCUGAGAUGACUUGUGUUUGUUUUGGUUUAGCUAUUUUUUUGGUUGGUGCUGGUCAUCUUUUUGCUGGUGUUUGGUUAGAUAAGCAGCUGGGUUUUGUUACAUAGCUCGAUAUCUGCCUAUAAUAGUAGCCAGAAUGUGCUGCUCUAGGCGUAUUCGAUGCAUCGAUACUGCUGUGAUCUGGGGCAUUUUUGGGCACAAACUGGGGUUGGGUCGCUUGGGGGAACAGAUGUGGGACUAGGAAGACACAUUCCAUUUAAACCGACGCACAGCAGUUUGCUUUUUUGCGUUUGUUCUCAUUUCUUGGACCAUCUAUCCGUCAGAUAUACUUAAAUCCCGUUUUGUCGUUAAAUUAGUCAAGUGAGAUACAUCAUCAGUGCCUUGAGUAAAUUAGUGUCCUUUUUGGCAACGAUUACUAGUCAAUGGUGUGAUAGUGGGUUUUGUUUUAGCAGUCUUUGGCAAGUGCUCUAGUAUUGCGGAGGUAUGUGGACCUUACGUCGGAUAUUUAAUGCGGGUCGAGUCGUUGCAAUUCGCUGGUGCGGGCUGGUUUGGCCAUUCUAGUGCCGCUCGUCAUAUGUUGUCGGAUAUUCCUGCCGUCUUGUUUAGCUCAUUGCCUGAAUUUUAAAUCGCUGAUAGAUGGAGCCAUUCCCGUGGACCGUGGUGUGGAUUUCCACGGAUGUUGUUCAUGUGUAAUUUGUCACUGCUGGUCACUCACGCUCGGGCUUGCAUGUUGUGUUGUUUUCACGGGGUUUUGUUCGGUGAAUUACGGACAUGUGAUAUGUUGUGAUGCUGGUUCAGUCCAUACGUGCAUAAUACAUUCACUGGGGUUUGGA